AUGCAAGAGCCCGGGGAAAAAGUGGACUGUUUCCAACAUCCUAUCCCAGUCUACAUGCCCAGCCCCGGCCGGUCCUCUGCGCUCAGCCCUCUCCUGAGAUUUGGCGCCCUGGCCCUGGUCCUCGCCGCUAUUUUAUUGUUAUGCGCAUCUGUGGCUGCUUUGUUCUUCUGGAAGGUCACGGAAAGAAACGUUUACAAUGUGCGCUACAGUAUGAACAUCAACGGCGAACUGAGGGAGGCAUCGGCGGAAAUUGAUUCUGACAAUAACCUGGAGAGAUUUAAAACAGGGGAGGGGGCUGAGGCGUUGGAGAUCCACGAUUUUCAAAGUGGAAUAACGGGAAUCCGCUUCUUCGGUGGAGACAAGUGCUUUAUAAAAUCCCAAAUCAAAGACGACCUGCCAGACGUGGAAAGUGACAACACGGAGCUACUGACGCCCGACCCGAGAGAUGAGAUCCUGCCUGUGAGAUCCGAGGAGCAGAUCAUGACAUGGGUGGCUUUGGAUCGGCCAGUGACGGACACAGAAUUUCUGAGCAAAAAGAUUAUAAGCCUAUGCAAAGGUCUGCCCAUAUACUGGCUCGAGCCUGCCUCCCCUAAAGAUGGAGCGAGGCAGAGGAGGAGGAGAGAGGCGGGGAGAGGCACGCGGCAGUUUAAACCGCGCCGGACCAGGCCAGCUGCCGGAGAGGAGAGGGGCCCCGACCAGGAAGCCCCCAGAGCCGCAGAGGAACAGGAAGACAAUGGACCACAGUCUGCCGGGUCAGCAUUCAACCCCGAAAACCCAUACCAUACUCAGAGCGGAGGGGCCAGCGAGGACGGCGCUAUGACCUUUGACCCCAUGCUGGACCACAGGGGGAUCUGCUGCGCCGAAUGCCAAAGAGGCUACACCCACUGUCAGAGGAUCUGUGAGCCGCUCUAUGGACACUGGCCCUGGCCCUACCACCACAGGGGCUGUCGGGUGGCAUGCCGCGUGAUCAUGCCGUGCCGCUGGUGGGUGGCACGAAUCCUGGGCCUGGUGUAG
Messenger RNA from Boleophthalmus pectinirostris (great blue-spotted mudskipper), 1014 nucleotides. It is a transcript of the gene cnmd, whose product is annotated as chondromodulin. The record is from RefSeq and is a predicted model, not a curated record. Gene Ontology annotation, biological process: negative regulation of endothelial cell proliferation; negative regulation of angiogenesis. Bases 1 to 1014 code for a protein of 337 amino acids. NCBI's taxonomy places the organism in Eukaryota, Metazoa, Chordata, Actinopteri, Gobiiformes, Gobiidae. The transcript has 7 exons.